GUGUGUUUUCACAUUUCUCAUCGGAAUUUCAUUAGUUCCUCGGCAGUACUGGAAUUUGUAGAUGGAAGUUGUGUAUUAGAAAGCUGUGUUACGAUUUAGUCGUUUCCAUGGUGACCGAACGACACAUGUAUGGACAUCAGUUUGACCGGAGUUUUUCUCGAGGGUGAACAUUGAUAUAUAAUCCCCUUUUUUCAGAGUUUCCACGAGAAAAUUCAUUAAUGAAACAAUUGAAAUGAAAUUCAAAAUAUCUUUGAAAAAUAGCAACGGCCACAAUCGUUUAGUGUCGUGUGUAGCAUGGAAUUCUGCGGAAGAGAUUUACUCGUGUGGGGAAGAUCAUCGACUGCUUUGUUGGCAAUUAGAAGGCGGAGUAGCUCGAGCAAGUACAGUCGUAGAAUUUCCAGUAAAUUUCUAUCCGACGGAUAUGCAGUGGCAUCCACGACCUGGUCUCGUUAAUUCAGUCAAAAAACAAUCCCUCGAUAUUUUGCUUAUUACAACAGCCGAUGGUAAAUUCCACCUGGUUAAUAAAACUGGAAGAGUAGAAAAAAGCGUCGAAGCUCAUAAAGGAGCAACUUUGGUUGGAAAAUGGGCUUACGACGGUUCAGCUUUACUGACAGCUGGAGAGGAUGGUUCAGCAAAAAUAUGGUCCCGAAGUGGGAUGCUCCGUUCGACCGUCGUGCGAGGAACGUUAUCAAUUUUAACGGCUGCUUGGAGUCCUGAUUGCUCCAGCGUUUUAUAUUCUCAGGGCUCACAUUUGCUCAUCAAGUCAUUGAAUUCAAACUCGAAGCCUUCGAAGUGGUACGCUCACGAAGGUUUAGUGCUCGUUGUGUCCUGGAAUCAAAAUCAUGGCCUUAUCAUUUCCGGGGGCGAAGAUUGUCGUUACAAGAUAUGGGAUUCGACAGGAAAUCCAAUGUAUAAUAGCAGCCCAGGUGAUUAUCCGCUGACCUCGGCCAGCUGGUGUCCGUCGGGAAGUUAUUUUGCUGUUGGAUCAUUCAAUACGAUAAAAUUAUGUGAUAAAACUGGGUGGUCCCAUUCCUUGGAGAAGGUCACAACCGGAAGUAUUUACAGUAUGGCUUGGUCGAGUGACAGUACCCAAGUAGCGAUGGCAUGUGGCAGUGGUCUAGUAUUGACAGCUCACGUGAUCGAUCGGACACUCGAGUGGGACGAUUGGGAGGCAACAUUGAUCAGGCGAAAAACAAUCCAAGUACGAGAAAUCGGUAAUGAGGGUUACGAGACCCUUGAAAUAACUGACAGAGUAGUCUUGUUCGAAUUUGGUUUCGAUCAUUUGGUUGUCAUAACACCAAAUCAAUGUCACGUUUAUUCGGUGACUAAUUGGAAUACUCCUGCCAUAUUUGACCUGAAGAGUGGUUCGAUAUCCGCUGUUGUACUUUCGGAAAAGCACUUUCUUAUUGUCGAGAUGAACGCCUUAACGCUAUACAAUUAUCAAGGUCGUUUGCUGGGAGUUCCUAGGUGGAAAACCAUGACACAAGAACCCCUUAAUGCCGCUUGCAUUUCUCUGUGCUCAGAUACUUUGACAGUAAGAGAUCAGAGCAACGACAAAUUAAUUCACGUCCUUGAGGUAUCAACGAACAAGCCGAUAAACCAAGUUCAAUCUCACUCUCAUCUCACGAGCGUGACACGUUUGGCACUGAAUUAUAUUGGCGGAGUAAAUGAUCGUCAGUUGGCCAUAAUCGAUGCUAACAGAGAUUUGUUCCUCGUUUCCGUUCGAACUUCCGGUUUCGGAAGAGUUUGUAAAAUCGCUGCAAUGGCACAAAACGUGGCUUGGGCUACCGAUGCCAAUGUUUUGGCUGCCAUGCUCGAUUCUAAUUUGUCCGUUUGGCUCUGCCCUAAUUGCGUUCAUUACAGCGAUAGAAAAGUUAUACGCAAAACACGAAUCGAUAAAGAAAAUAGUGAAUUUGGCAAACAACCGAACAUCGUGAGUGUUCGGAAUGGAAUGGUCACUGUGCGUCGCGGAGACGGUGCCCUCGUUGUUAAUUCUUUCUAUACUUUUUUCACAACUUUACACAAACACGUAAUGAGUAACAAAUGGCAGGAUGCUCUUUCCCUCUGCCGCAUUGCCCAGAAUGAAAUACUUUGGACCUGUAUGGCGGUUUUAGCAACGGACGGUAAAGAAUUGGAUGCUGCCGAAGAAGCCUACGCUGCUAUUGAGAGAUAUGACAAAGUUGACUAUAUACAGUAUAUAAAGAAAAUUCCGAACAAAACUGAGAAAUUGGCAGAAAUGGCUUUGCUAGCUGGUGACUUAUUGGCAGGUGAAGGAAUACUGUUGCAGAAUGGUCUCGUUUCUGAAGCCAUACGGAUCAACAUGAAGGUGUACAAAUGGAACAGGGCUUUGGAGUUAGCUAUAAGGCAUAAAAAACUAGUUGACGAAGUUUUGGAGGAGAGAAAAAAUUAUUUAGUGAUAUUGGAGAAAGAGGAAAGCAAUCAGAGCUUCCUCACUAUGAUCGCAAGCCGAGCUAAACCUCUCCCAAAUAUUAUCAAGGAAACGAAAAUGACGGAACACGAGGAGAAAUCGGAAAUGGAAAUUGAUAAAAUUAUCGUCUCAUCGACCCCGGAGCUUCCGGCAACGCCAAACUCCGUGUCCUAGUACAAAGAUGAUGUACCGAACGAAAAAUAAUUUACGAUAACAAAAAAUAUACAUGCCGAUGGGUAUUUUUGCAAAUAUAC
Molecule: messenger RNA, 2682 nt
Organism: Venturia canescens
Lineage: Eukaryota; Metazoa; Arthropoda; Insecta; Hymenoptera; Ichneumonidae
Gene: Oseg5
Product: intraflagellar transport protein Oseg5
Exons: 15
Coding region: 233-2602 (789 amino acids)
Biological process (GO): cilium assembly
Cellular component (GO): centrosome; cilium; intraciliary transport particle B
Molecular function (GO): protein binding
Source: RefSeq, a predicted model, not a curated record